Messenger RNA from Telopea speciosissima, 1509 nucleotides. RefSeq names its product hydroquinone glucosyltransferase-like. The transcript has a single exon. Gene Ontology annotation, molecular function: UDP-glycosyltransferase activity. The coding region runs from base 12 to 1448 and encodes 478 amino acids. The record is from RefSeq and is a predicted model, not a curated record. NCBI's taxonomy places the organism in Eukaryota, Viridiplantae, Streptophyta, Magnoliopsida, Proteales, Proteaceae.
CCAGCAGCACCAUGGAAGAAGCAAGAACUGAUCAACAAACUCCCCGUCUUAUCCUUCUACCCAGUCCAGGAAUUGGACACAUUAUCCCUCUCGCCGAGUUCGCCAAACGACUCAUCCUCAUCCACAAAUUCGCCGUCACCUUCAUCAUCCCAACCGACGGUAACCCUUCCAAAGCACAGCAAGAUAUCCUUGAUUCCCUCCCUAAAUCCAUCAAUUACAUCUAUCUCACCCCUGUCGAUUUCUCUGACCUACCCCAUGAUUCCAUGAUUGAAACCCGCAUCACCCUAACAAUUUCUCGUUCCCUCAAUUCUCUCCGUGAAACCUUGAAGCUCUUCUCCGCAAUUUAUCGCAUCGCUGCAUUAGUUGUCGAUAUCCUAAGCACUGAUGCUUUCGAUAUAGCCAAGGAAUUCCAUAUUUCCCCUUACCUCUUCUUUCCCUCCACAGCUAUGUGUCUUUCAUUGACGCUCCAUCUGCCAAAGCUCCAUGAGAUGUACAGUGGAGAGUUUAGAGACAUGCCUGAGCCACUGAAAUUGCCCGGGUGUGUGCCGAUUCUUGGAACUGAUUUGCCGGAUCCGUUGCAAGAAAGUAGCAACAACGAUGCCUAUCAGUUGUGUCUCUACCAGUCCAAACGUUAUAGGAUGGCUGAGGGUAUUCUCAUAAAUACCUUCCCGGGCCUGGAAAGAGGCGCUCUCAAGGCUUUGAAGGAUGGGUCGGAUCCAACCAUCCCACCGGUCUACCCGGUUGGACCGCUCAUCCGGAAGGGUUUGAAGGCUGAAGUCAAUGAUGAUCUGAAAUGUCUGAGGUGGUUGGACGACCAGCCAACCGGUUCGGUUCUAUUUGUGUCCUUUGGGAGUGGUGGGACCCUCUCCAUGGAGCAGCAAACCGAAUUGGCCUUAGGAUUGGAGCUGAGUGAGAAAAAUUUUUUAUGGGUCAUCAAGAGCCCAAUUCAAUCCUCAGCAAAUGCCUCCUACUUUAAUGCCCGAAGCAUACAAGACCCAUUUGCUUUCUUGCCUGAAGGGUUCUUGGAGAGGACCAAAGGGAGGGGUAUAGUGGUGUCUUCAUGGGCCCCUCAAGUACAAGUGCUUAGCCAUGGUUCGACCGGAGGGUUCAUCACCCACUGCGGGUGGAACUCUACCCUUGAGAGCGUGGUACAUGGUGUGCCCUUGAUUGCGUGGCCUCUCUUUGCAGAACAGAGGAUGAACUCAAAGAUGCUGGUGGAGGAUUUGAAGGUGGCACUCAGGCCCAAAGUAGAAGAAAAUGGAGUAGUGGGGCGAAUUGAAAUUGCGACCACUGUGAAAUGCCUCAUGGAAGGAGAAGAAGGAAAGAGAAUUCGAAAGCAGAUGAGAGUCUUCCAGGAUCUAGCAGAGAAGGCUCUCUCUGAGGAUGCGUACACAUCAAAAUCACUCUCGGAGGUGGCACAAAAGUGGAAGUCUCACGUUGCCAUUUGAUCUACAAUCCAAUUUCUCUCCACCCUUGGGGAAGAAAGAAUCUCUUCAUCCACCCAUUUGA